Messenger RNA from Sphaeroforma arctica JP610, 1393 nucleotides. RefSeq lists its product as hypothetical. The record is from RefSeq and is a predicted model, not a curated record. Gene Ontology annotation, biological process: phosphorelay signal transduction system. Bases 1 to 1089 code for a protein of 362 amino acids. The transcript is spliced from 8 exons. NCBI's taxonomy places the organism in Eukaryota, Ichthyosporea, Ichthyophonida.
AUGACCGGACGAGAGGCGGUGGACAUCAUCACAGGCGCAAAGGCCAGUCCACACAACGGCGACUACCAUCUCAUUCUCAUGGAUCUGCAGAUGCCUGACAUGGGCGGUACAGAGGCAGCGAUCGCCAUACGCGCACACGAAGACGCACAACGCGCCAAGGAGUCGCUGAGACCACCGGCGUACAUUGUGUGCAUGACAGCGAACGUGCUCAGUGACCAGGUGGACGAGGGAAUGGCGGGCCAGAUGGAGGCCUACAUGCCCAAGCCACUGCGCAAGCAGGAGUUCAACCGGCUGAUGUUUGAAUUCUCCACUGUGCUCGUUGAACGGUUUGGCCAAACAACGGAAACCGCUACGGCCACUGCCGAUGACCUCAACACCAACAACGACAACCACGACAACAACAAUAAUAUUAUUAAAAAUAAGAAUGAUAGUAAUAAUAAUAAUAAUAAUGUUAAUAAUAAUAAUAGUAACAAUAAUAAUAAAAUCAACGUGAAUAGUGCCGUCGCCACACCUCAUCAACUGACCAAACAGCCCAGUAGAACCGCCACAGAUACAGCCAGUUACGCCAACACUCGGAGGAUCGCCCCAGUGGCAGCGCAAGACUUUGUGUUCCCGAAGGGCCUGAAUGUGCUGUUGUGCGAAGACAACCAAAUCAACAUCAAGGUGGCAUCUGCCUUCCUCACCAAACUGAAUGCGCCGCACGUGGUCGCUGUCAAUGGACUCGAAGCGGUGGAAAUCAUCACCGGCGCACGGCCCAGCCCACACAACGGCAACUAUCAUCUGAUCCUCAUGGACAUACAGAUGCCUGUCAUGGAUGGAACCGAAGCCACCCUGAAGAUCAGAGCGUACGAACAAGCACUCAAGGCCCAGGGGGUGACGCAUGCGCCGAUGUUCAUUGUCUGCAUGACAGCUAACGUGCUUAAGGAUCAGGUAGACGAGUGCAUGUCAGGCAGCAUGGACGCCUACAUGCCUAAGCCACUCCGCAAGAAGGAGUUCAACCGGUUAAUGGAAGAGUACACGCUGGAGCUCUUGAAAAGGUUCGGCUGUCCUGAUGCUGAUCCUGAUAUGGCAAUAGCUACCCGGUGGUAGGCCGCCUGUAGGUCCCACAGUAUAUAAGUCUGGUGCUGUUCGAAGAAAACUUAUUCCGCAGUAUAUAUAUUAAUGUGUGUGUGUGUGUGUGUGUGUGUGCGUUAAUUUCUUUAGGCAGUGCGACGCAUGGAGUAACCACAACUGUGGUUAAGCCAGCCCCACAUCACCCAACGCUAUGGUAUCGAAUAACCACACAAACGCUGCGCAUAAACUCAGGGCCCAGUCACAGCUUAGCCUUUGCCGCUGCGCGAGAUGGGAAUGGUAUGAGCGCAUGGGCUGUCGUGAGGACAGCCCCAUCCACAGC